Molecule: messenger RNA, 1136 nt
Organism: Elaeis guineensis (African oil palm)
Lineage: Eukaryota; Viridiplantae; Streptophyta; Magnoliopsida; Arecales; Arecaceae
Source: RefSeq, a predicted model, not a curated record
UCCCCUCCUACUUCCCCUCUCCUUUCCCUUCUUCGGCAGACAGCUUCUUGUUCUAGGGUUUCCGAGGCUUUUCUCCCUUCCCUGAUCUAUUUCUUGUUUCCUUCUCCCAAGCCGAAAUCCCUUCUCGGGGUUUAGAAGAUCGCCAUUUUCUCCGUCACUGGCUUAGAGUAGGAUCGAUUCUUAGAGGUGUUCUCAUGGCUUCCAGCAAUCAUACUAUGGAAGAAUCUGACGAUUGCUCCUCCACGUCGACCAUGCGGCAGAUACUCCGGAGCUGUCAGGCCGCUCGCCGGCGCCUCCAAGAACGCGUCUCUGCUCUCGAAGACAACCUCAACUACAAGAAAUCGCUCCUGGAGAACCACCAGACUGAAGCUAGAACAUUUGACAACGGGCUGAAGAAGUGCAUUGAGGACAAGGCGGCGGUGGCAGCAAAGUGCGCCAAGCUGGAGAAUGAAAUGAUAAAAUUGACGAUGCCCCAAGACCGGUCGGCGAAGAAUGAAGCGAGCACAGUUUCCGACAAACUGAUGGCAUUGAGGCAUGUCAAGCUGGAGAAUCAAUUGGGGCAGACUGAAGUGAGCAUGAGCACUGAGGAGUUGAAGAACUGCACCAAUGGCAAGGAUAUGAUAGCAUUGGCGAGCAACCGGCUGGAGAAUUUGAUGGAAAAUACAAGAAAAUUGGCUGCUGAGUUUGCAUCCUUCAAAACGGACUUCGAAAGCAUGAUUAUCAAUAUCAAAAGAGCUGAAGAAGAGGAAGCAACAUCAAGCAUAAAGAAAUCAAAAGAGCUGAAUGGCAAUUAAUUUCAGUGGGCGGCAACUUGAGUAAACAUGGUGUUCAGUGGGAGGUGUAACAUUCUGUCAUCAUGAAAUAUGGGUUCUGUAGCUUUCCAAUUGAUACAUAGUGUAGUGUCACUAAUUCUUGCAAAACGUUUUUUCUUGCUUUUGGUUGUGUGCUACCGCUGGUUCUUGUUGUCGUACAAUGCGUUGGAAAGAACUUAGAUGAUGAACUGAGUAUUGAUUCUUUAGUUUUGGGCAUGUACUGAAACUCCAGUUAAUCAAAAUGUGUGCGCGAGACGUACGGAUUCACAGUAACUGGUUGUUUUCAUUGGGCUAGCCAUUGCAAUUCAUUAAGGCCGACUAACA